CAGGCUCUGGCCUGUUUUGUCUCACGCUUACACGUUGACGAGUAACGACCCGCUAACUCUCGAAUCCAUUCGCCGCUGAAUCCAUUAAUCACUGCUCGAUCAAACCGCACAGCUGUCAAGAUGAACAAAUCCAGAACCAGCACCGACGGCAACUGCGGCUCCAAUUCAGAGACCAACGCGACCUGUCUCAACUCUACGUUUGGCAACUGCUGCUCGUCCAAGGGCUACUGCGGCUCGACCACAGCCUACUGCGGCGAAGGAUGCCAGCUCGAAUUCGGGACCUGCAAUGACGCCAGCGUGCAGACGGUCAGUACAACGGGAUCGUGCGGAGCGACCUUGACGAGCAAUGUCACUUGCCUGGGCAGCGAAUACGGCGACUGCUGCUCGCGCAUGGGAUACUGUGGAGGGAAUUCCAGCUACUGCGGUGAUGGAUGCCAGUCUGAGUUCGGGAGCUGCGACCCCAGCUCCUCGACGUCGAGUUCGAUUUCGAGCUCUACUGCGAGUUCAAGUGCGAGUGCGAAUCCGAAUCUUCUUGCCAAUCUGACUGGAACCGGCGAUCCCGAUUCCGAGCAGGGUGUCGACGGCGGCUUGAGUACGGGCGCCAUUGCCGGUAUCAGCGUCGGGUCUGCUGUGGGAGGAUUGGCCAUACUCGCACUUUUGGGCUGGUUCUUCUUCAUGCGGCGGAGAAGGAGCACCCCCGUGCCCGAGCCCGACUACAAGAAGGACCCGAGCCAGAUGGAAUCGGUGGUUGUCAUGGGUCAUGAGAUAGCUGGAGAGGGGGCACCGAUGCAUGAAAUGGAUGGACAGCAGACACACGAGAUGGAGGCAAAGGCACGUAUCCAGGUUCCAUAUGAACUACCGGGCUCGCGCUGA
This is a messenger RNA of Aspergillus nidulans FGSC A4, 873 nucleotides long. RefSeq lists its product as uncharacterized. Gene Ontology annotation, molecular function: chitin binding. The record is from RefSeq and is a predicted model, not a curated record. The transcript has a single exon. Lineage: Eukaryota; Fungi; Ascomycota; Eurotiomycetes; Eurotiales; Aspergillaceae. Bases 121 to 873 code for a protein of 250 amino acids.